GUAACUAAAUAAACAAACACAAAUCUGAAAAGACGUUUGUGUCCCUCCUCCUCUUCGUCUUCCUUGUCUUCCUCCUGGUUUUUCUCAUUUCUCUGUGAAAGUUUCUCUAUCUAUAUAUAUAAUCACCCUAUCAAAUCCUAACACCAAUACAUAUAUUCAGAAAAAAAAAACGAAAAAAGAAAAUAGUUGUAUAUUAUAGUAUAUAAAUAAGAAGAUCAUCAGGUUGUAAAGAGAGAAGGUUCGGAAGUGUGCUUGGAUCCGAACGUCGGACCCAACACUUCCUCUCUUCUCUAAGCUUCCCUCCUUUUUUUGGUUUUUUUCUUCUUCAUCGCCGAACGCCACGUAGGCCUCUUCAUUUUUCCUUCACCAGACGGGUGAUGCUCAAUUUUGGAACUUUUACUGAGAGUAUCCUUAUUUCGUGUUCCACCUAGAAGUGGCGUCUCGCAUGGGAUAGUAUCGAUUGGCAGAUAAUUUGUCAGCUGAGUCAAAGGAAUGGGUGCUUGUGUAUCAACUCCAGCAAUACCUAUCAAAAUGAGGAAGAGAUUUCCUGGUCGCCCUAGAAAGUACCAUGGAAAGAAUUCAAAAUCUGUUCCGAAAAUAAACAGUGAUGGAGCUCGGGUAACAGAUAUUGCUGUUAGUGAGUUUGUUCACAAAACCACAACCUGUAGAAGAUCUGAAUGCUCCAGUUCUAAAGUCAAGGUUACUCAGUUGCAGUGGAGCCAUAGUCAAAUUGAUGCCAAUGUUCUUUGCCAGGACGAUGCAUGGUUUGACACAGUCAGCAUUUUUGAGUCUGACUCAGAUGAUGAAUUCAGUAGUGUUCAUGGAGGUCGAGUUUCUCAAGUAAGGAAAUCAACAAUUAUAAGGCUCUCUCUGAGAACAUCUGUUGAAGAAGAAAAAAGUGGAUUUCGUGCACCAAGAAAAUAUCUUUUGCGUCCAAGGGCUGGGCUCAUUGUUCCUCGUUGUACAGAAGAAAAGCCAACUGCAGGAAGUUGGUCUGAGAUUGAGCCCUCGACCUUUAAGCUCCGUAGCAAUAGUUUUUUCACAGAUAAGAAAAAAUCACCUGCUCCAAAUGCGUCUCCGUAUACUCCUAUUGGAGUCGAUUUAUUUUUGUGCCCAAGAAAGAUCAAUCACAUUGCACAACAUGUUGAGCUUCCUUCUGUAAAAGGAGAUGGAAAAUUACCUCCUCUACUAAUUGUCAACAUUCAGUUACCUACUUAUCCUGCUCCAAUGUUCAUUGGUGAUGCUGACGGCGAAGGGCUGAGCCUUGUAUUAUAUUUUAAACUUUCUGAAACUUUAGAGAAAGACAUCUCUUCGCAGUUCCAGGACAGCAUCAAGAGAUUUAUUGAUGAUGAUAUGGAGAAGGUUAAAGGAUUUGCAAAAGAUUCAAUAGUUCCUUUCAGAGAGAGGUUGAAAAUAAUGGUUGGGGUGGUUAAUCCAGAAGAUCUUGUUUCCAGUUCGACUGAAAGGAAGCUUUUGAAUAGUUACAACGAGAAACCUGUGCUUUCCCGCCCUCAACACAGAUUUUAUCAGGGCUCAAAUUACUUUGAGAUUGAUCUUGAUAUUCAUCGAUUCAGCUACAUAGCAAGAAGGGGACUUGACGCUUUUAGAGAUCGGUUACAGCAUGGAAUACUGGAUCUUGGUCUAACAAUCCAGGCACAAAAGCCGGAGGAGCUGCCAGAGAAAGUGCUUGCUUGUGUGAGAUUGAACAUGAUUGAUUUUGUUGACCAUGGACAAAUUCCAACUCUAAUGAGCAUUGAGGAAGAUGAAUGUUCAUACUAAUAAAACCAAUGAUACUUUGCAUGUUGCAUGGGGGAGUUUUCAAAUGGUCCCUUGUUGAUCAAGCAAUUCCGACUUUCUAUACAAGACAAGAAAAAAAAAAAACACUGUAUAAGAAGAGAAUGAGUAUUGUAUUCUGAAAGAUGAAAUUAAAAGGUGAUCAUGUUGAUACUGAUACUUUGUGUAAGGUCCAGCAUUUUUUUAACUGAUCACCCCCUUAACAUAAUUUAGUACUAAUAAAAACCACUAUCACUUAUCAUUUACUUGAAGA
Molecule: messenger RNA, 2047 nt
Organism: Lycium barbarum (goji berry)
Lineage: Eukaryota; Viridiplantae; Streptophyta; Magnoliopsida; Solanales; Solanaceae
Exons: 11
Coding region: 493-1779 (428 amino acids)
Source: RefSeq, a predicted model, not a curated record